Messenger RNA from Rodentolepis nana, 396 nucleotides. The record is from the annotation of a GenBank genome assembly. NCBI's taxonomy places the organism in Eukaryota, Metazoa, Platyhelminthes, Cestoda, Cyclophyllidea, Hymenolepididae.
AUCAUGAAUCGAAAUUUCGGUUUUGGUCUUCUUGCAUGUCUGGUUCUCAUUCUGCUUAUAAUUUCAAUCGGUGUUCCAAAAUGGCCCUGUCCAGGAAAUAUUUUUGGAACGAAUUGCAUUCAAAACCACGCAUUUAAGGUCGUAGGAUUUUUGUUGGCAGCUGCGAUUGUUGGGGCCCUACUUGUCGCCAUUUUCUUACUUUUGGUAAACCUCCAAGGUUCAUCUCGAAUGGCUAUUGCGGCAAUUGUAGCAGCAGGAAUCACUGCUCUUCUGGCCAUUGCUGGUGUCUUUUAUCUCGCCAAUCGACUAAUACCCUUGAGUCCGAUUUUGGCCGCAUUCGGUGCAGGAAUUGCACUUGCCCUCUUUGUGGCACUUCUCUUUGAUUAUAAAAGUUAA